AUGAUUGUGCCGGAAGAGACGGACUUUGCUGAACCAGAGCCCAGCUUACUGGCCAGGGUGGACAUUGGCAGAGUAGCAGGGAUGGAAGCCCCCGACCUUUGGCUGGUGCUGCUCCUGCUGGCUCUCCAAUGCCCAGGGACUGCAAAUAUUCCAGCACAGAAUCCUCCUCGGCAUCAAGUGAACGGCAUCCGGGGAGGAUCAGUCUUGCUUCGUGUAUCAAUAACCUCUUCUCAAACAGUGGCCAAAAUUGAAUGGAAAUUUCAGCCCCAAACUGGCCUCACACUUGUGAUCGCUGAAUUCAUCAGUGGAAAAUUGAAGCGGCCCAAUCCCAGAGACAGAUUCGGGCAACGGCUAGAAAUGGCGGAUGAGGCCACGCUGAGGAUUGUAGAGCUGGAGCCGGGGGACCGGGGGGUCUACAAGGCCCGUGUGAGGCUGGCCUCUGCUGUGGUCGAAGAGCAUUCAUUCCACUGCACUGUACACGAGCCAUUGCCAGAACCGCAGAUACGCCACCGCCUGGUCUCCAGGACUGCCGAUGCCUGCAACGUGACCUUGCAGUGCCCGGUGUCUGAAAAGGGGGGAAUUAAUGUCUCCUGGAGAAGAGGGAAGCAGCUUCUUGCCCUAGAAGCGGGUUCGGACUGGUACUGGCUCUCUGCCGCAGACACGGAUCUCCACUUGUCAUGGCGGCCCAGCUCCUCAGACUCCAUUUUCACCUGCCUGCUCAGCAACCCUGCCGAUCAGAGGAGCGUCUCCGUCGACUUGCUCAGCAUCUGCCAGAGUGAGGGCACUGGGGGCAAUCCGGCAGAGAAUCCGCCCUGCCAGGUGAACGGGAUCCGGGGAGGAUCUGCCCUGUUUCCUCUGAUGGUACCUUCGACACAAAGGGUGGACAGAAUUGAGUGGUUCUUUCAAGGGGGGUCCAGCCCAGAAAUUCUGACUGCCACAUUCAGGGAUGGAAAACUGGAGCGGCAAAAUACCCGUGACGGGUUUGGGCAGCGGCUAGAAAUGGCUGGCGAGACCAGGCUACGGAUCAGGGCCCUGGAGCAGGAGGACAGCGGCCUGUUCAAAGCCCGCGUUCUUUUUGCCACUGCUGAAAUUCAUGAGCCGACCUUCCGCCUCACCAUCUUUGAGCCUGUCCCAGACCCUCAGAUACGCCACCGCCUGGUCUCCAGGACUGCGGAUGCCUGCAAUGUGACGCUGCAGUGCCUGGCACCUGAAAGGGGGGGAAUUAACGUCUCCUGGAGAAGAGGGAAGCAGCUCCGUGCCCUAGAAGGAGCUUCGGACUGGUACCGGCUCUCUGCUGCAGACACGGAUCUCCACCUGUCUUGGCUGCCCGACUCCUCGGACUCCACCUUCACCUGCCUGUUCAGCAACCCUGCUGAGCAAAGGAACGUCUCCUUUGACUUGCUGAGCAUCUGCCAGAAUGAAGACGGCGGGACCCUCCUCUGGCUGAGGUUGGCCAUCUUGGUGGGGCUGCUGGUGCAGAUUGUUGCUGUUGCCUCAUUGAACAUCCUGGAAAGGAUGGGGCAGGAACAGAACUGAAUGGCUGCGGGCACAGUGGCCUGUGCUGGACACCAGAGGUGGCAUGAGGGGCGAAGGAUGGGCCCCUGCCAAGAUCCUUCCAGGCACGCAGCACACUUUGCAGAACUGGCAGUCGGACACCUGGCGUCAGUCUGGGCAGGGCUCCCACCAUCUCACACACUCCCUUGUCCAGAGAUUUGGGGUAUGUUUGCACAACUUUCCCCAAGAAAAGAUGGUCAGACUAGGGGGGAGGGCGGCAAGAUGCCACUGGUGCCCCCCCACCCCGCCCACUACCAGCC
Messenger RNA from Eublepharis macularius, 1814 nucleotides. Its product is annotated as T-lymphocyte surface antigen Ly-9-like. The transcript is spliced from 6 exons. The coding region runs from base 1 to 1536 and encodes 511 amino acids. The record is from RefSeq and is a predicted model, not a curated record. NCBI's taxonomy places the organism in Eukaryota, Metazoa, Chordata, Lepidosauria, Squamata, Eublepharidae.